AUGCCCAUUCUUCUGCGGCCCCCGAAACAUGGUUGUCUGCCCGUUGCAGUCCCUAAAGCUUUAGCGGAUUUCGGCGCCGUGCUCACAAAAGCAGUGGUAGCCGACAACACCCUGGAACUUGCAGAUGGGACGUUUUUCCUGGGUGAGCCUCGGCUGAGAUCAAAGCUGUUCAUCCGUCCUUGUUACAAGGACCUGUCGGAGCUCAUCUUGGAAGGUGUUACCGACGGUACGAUGGACAAAAUUGUAGUGACAGGCACUCCCGGCAUCGGCAAGUCCGAGUUUGGUUUCUAUCUUAUGUACCUGUUGCGCGGUCAAGGAAACACCGUUGUUCUUGAAAGAAAAGGCUGCUGGUUCCGCUUUAGUGAUGGAGGGGUAACCGUAGGAGAUUUUUAUUCUUNG
Messenger RNA from Ectocarpus sp. CCAP 1310/34, 399 nucleotides. NCBI's taxonomy places the organism in Eukaryota, Phaeophyceae, Ectocarpales, Ectocarpaceae. The record is from the annotation of a GenBank genome assembly.